Molecule: messenger RNA, 2157 nt
Organism: Cornus florida
Lineage: Eukaryota; Viridiplantae; Streptophyta; Magnoliopsida; Cornales; Cornaceae
Product: loganic acid O-methyltransferase-like
Exons: 3
Coding region: 55-1161 (368 amino acids)
Biological process (GO): methylation
Molecular function (GO): S-adenosylmethionine-dependent methyltransferase activity
Source: RefSeq, a predicted model, not a curated record
AUCUCUUCUUUCUCACACACACACGCAAAUACAGAGACAGAGAGAACUACAACAAUGGAUGCCAUUGAAGUCCAAUAUCCGAUGAACGGUGGUCAUGGCCCAUAUAGCUAUGUUCAGAAUUCCAGCUAUCAGAAAGGGGUGGUAGAUGCAGCAAGGGAUGUGAUCUUUCAAGUAGUUGCAGAGAAGCUCGACCUAGGAAACCCUUGUUUUGAUUCUUCAAACCCAUUUCGGAUUGCAGACCUUGGCUGUUCUACAGGACCAAACACCUUCUUUGCAAUGCAAAACGUAGUCGAAGCAGUGAAACUCAAAUACCAGUCCAUCCCUCAAACCUCCCCGGAGUUCCUUGUUUUCUUCAAUGACCACACAGACAAUGACUUUAACGUUCUCUUCAGAUCCCUCCCUCAUAACACCGGGGCAUCUCCGGGUUACUUCGCUGCUGGAGUGCCCGGUUCCUUGUUGUUUCCAAAGAACACUUUCCAUUUUCUUCACUCCUCCUAUGCCCUGCAGUGGCUCUCCAAGGUUCCCAAGGAAGUCCUGGAUAGAGACUCUCCUGCUUGGAACAAAGGCAAAAUUCACUACACAGGCAGUGAUGAGCAUGUGACAAAGGCAUUUUUUGGCCAGUUUCAGAAGGACAUGGAUGGGUUCUUGAAAGCUCGAGCCCAGGAAAUGGUUGGGGGAGGCUUGAUGCUGAUUCAGUUGCCUGGUAUUAGGAAUGGAGGCCUUUUCUCUCAGACUGGUGCUGGUAUGAUCCAUUUCAUCUUGGGAUCUUGCCUUGUUGAGAUGGCUAAAAUGGGGUAUACAACUGAAGAAAAAGUGGACACCUUCAACGUGCCUCAGUACCAUCCAUUAAUUGAGGAUCUAGAAAUGGUGGUAGACAUGAAUAAGUGUUUUACCAUAGAGAAGGCCGGCGUGUUAUUCACUUUGAGGACCGAGUCAUUUCUAUAUUUUCACUUUUUGGACACUAUUCACUUUUUGUCCUUUUCCCUAUUUCGUUCUUUUCCCUAUUCUGUCUUUUCCCUAUUUGUUAGUUUUUGGCACAACCUCAAUUUUUAUGCUUGGAGUUGGUUUUUGACUUCACGUGCCUUCAUCCUAAGUGAUUUUCAUGAAAUACGUAUCUUUACUUUUGCAAGAAAAUACUCUGGUUGCUCUCGGUGUUCAUAGGGGUAUGGAUGCACAAUUCUUCAGAAUCUUUUUCUUUUCUUGGGGUGUUUUUUAUAAAUAUCUUUUGAAGAUAUUUUAUUUUAGGGGUAUCUAAGAAAAUAUCUUUUGGAAGAUAUUUUAAUUUUGGGCAGUUUCACAGUUAACCGUUUUUGUAGGGGCCAUUGUGCAAUUAACGAAAGUUAUUGCAAAAUGCCUCAUCUGGAGCCUGUAUCCUUGUACGGGAUUCAUUUUCACAUUUUGUUGAGUUGUGUACUCCUAGAAUUUCUUUCUGGUCGUUUUUCUCCAGUUUCAGAGUUUUUGACCCUGCUGAACUUAUUCAGGGAAUAUCUCUCUGCUUGGGUCACAGUUUUUGACGCCGUUUAUUUCGUUGUUCAUAUUUUCUCAUUUUGAAUCUUUUUUGUUCACAGAGUUUUGCUGUUUGAGCGUGUCUGCUCAAAUUCCAUUUUUCUAGACCAGCGGGGCACUUUUUGAGAUUUCUAUAAAUAGGUUGCCCUAAUUUUUUAAAAUCAGAUUUUUAGACCUUCUUCCUCCUCUUGGCCGGCAGCCAUGGGAGCCCAAGGGGCUGCCUUCACUCUUUCUUCUCCUCCACUUGAUUUCAUUGGUAGAAAACCCUUCGGCCUUAACGUUUAUUGUUCGCCUUGACGCUGCGCACCUUUCCCCCUUAUUAGAACCCAUUUUUGGCCAAAUUUUGAGUUCGGGUUUGAAGUCAAGUUGUGAUUUUCAUGGGGCUUCUUGGGUAUUCUUGUUCAUUGUGUUGUCCCCGACAAAACCCUUCGAUAUCGUCGGAUUCGGAGCAUUUUUCUUUCGGUGGGAAUUUGAGAUUUUCAUCUCAAAUUGAGAUAGGGGGUAUUAUCGGUUAUUAUUCUUGUCAUAUUGCAUGCUAGUGAUGUUUAUGUAACUUAUUUACAUGCUUUGGUAAUAAAUUUAGAGAUUUUAUUAUUCAUUUUUCUUGUAAAGGAUUUGAUUUUCCCGGUUGAUUAUAACUUUGUUUAAACA